AUGUCAAUGCAAUUGCUCGAGACCGGCCUCGACUCACUCCCUCUCGAAUUGCUCGAAGUCAUUAUAUCGUUUGUCGAUCGAAGAACACUUCCCUCUUGCGCCUUGGUCUGUAAACGCUGGAUACCCGCAUCUCGCGGUACCCUGUUUUCCUCAUUGGCUCUUCCUAAUGACUUACGCACUCGCACAUUCCUCAAUUUACUCGACAACGAUACGCCCAGCACUUUCGUCGAUGCUCGUAUCAAGCACCUUGACUUGAGUUCCAGUCCUCGCUCCGACGUGGGGUCGGACAGCGAGCGUGUAAUCACGUCUUGGGCUUCUCGAACACCGAAAACCCACGCUGCUCUUCACGCCGUAUUCGGCCACCUUACUUCCUUAUCCGUGCGGUUUACGUCCGUGUGGGUCACUCCCGAGGGCCCUGAGAAGGUCUGGUUCCGCACAAUCACAUCCUUGCGCCUUGAGUUCGUGAUUUUCGAGGACCAGAAGGAGUUUCAAAACUUAAUAAAGAGCCUGCCAUUUCUAGAGUCGUUGGAACUUUCUUCAGUCGAAGUUACGCAUGUCGGAAACAAGGGGGAGAUGGAGCUUGAGGCCCAGUGGCAAUUAACAUCUCUCUCAAUCGCCUAUAUUUAUGAUCCUGCUACUAUCGCUCUCAUUGCACCGUUCUGUGGCUCUUUGCGCAAAUUCGAAUACGACUGGCAUUCCCAACAGUACUCUAGUGCCCGGUCUUUACCUGGGGUAGGCGCAAUCCUGCGGGCCGCUGGACGCACGUUGGAAGAGCUUAGUCUGAAGACAGGAAGUUGGGCGGAAGGGAAAACUUUUGACGAAGGCAUUGAUGCGCUAUUCAAAUCCCAUCUCGAACUUGAACACUUACCCUCUCUGCGUCGACUUGCAUUGGAUAUCAGUAUCGCAUAUCUGCUUCCUAUACUUCGUCGUCUUGCUAGCGCAUAUGACGCACGCCACAGUGAGCUGUCUGCUUCUGAGAGCCAAGCAACUAUGGAAUCCCUACCGUCUAUCACGCAUCUGUAUAUCCCUGCCAUUGGGUACAAAUCCUCAUUCAGAGGUCCCAACGAUGCAGAUUUAGCUCCUGCAAAUGAUGCACCCCAAUUGCACCUCAAUCAAAAUCAGGAACUGCUUGCUGAAGACACGGACGUCCAGCCAACGGGUACUGCCCCUGUAUUUCAUGAUCUGAAUAAGAACUUGCAUGAAGCAUUGGAAGUUUUGCUUCCUAUUCAUCCUGUAUUUGAAGACUUGGUCGAAUUGCGAUGCGACGCGGAUGAUCUAUAUAAUGCUGCCGACUUUGCCAUGGCUUCCUCCACACAAUUUUUCCAGUCCCAGUACUAUUGGCGAAUGCAGGCUAAAGAAGCGGCAGAGUCGGAUUCAGUGUCAUCUACCCGCGGAGUAUCUCAGCCUUAUUCGACGUUCGUUCCUUUUCGGCGCACAGACACAGUGUUGGCAUUGGGCGAGGCUGAUGCGGAUGCAGAUGCAGAUGCAGAGGUUUUGAAUCCAACGCAAUUUUCUUUGGGCUCUACUUCAUUGCAUCGUUAUCCUCGUCCAGGAACCUUAUCACAUUCUCGUCUCCGAUUGCAUGUUCGUAAACUGAGAAAGCACAUGCCUUUAUGCGCUGCCAAAGGUAUUACCCCGAUACCGGUGGUGAGAUAUUGGUUCAAUGACGUACCCACGGGGCUCGUUUUCGAAGAACGGAUGUGGGCCUCUGGAGAUGGGUACGCCAGUAUCACUGGUGUGGGGAAUUGGGACACGUCUGUCGGAGGUCCAGAUGGGGAGGAGAUAGCGGCGUUCGCACAAGCGGAAGAAGACGUCGAAAGUAUGGGAGGCAUGCAAGGCCUUAGCAUGAGAGGGAUGGAAAUUUGGGAUACCGAAAAAGGAAGAGUUUUGAUUGUGUUGUUCUUGCUUUCCGCGGUCGUGAUGUUGUGGUAA
Molecule: messenger RNA, 1932 nt
Organism: Lentinula edodes (shiitake mushroom)
Lineage: Eukaryota; Fungi; Basidiomycota; Agaricomycetes; Agaricales; Omphalotaceae
Exons: 2
Coding region: 1-1932 (643 amino acids)
Molecular function (GO): protein binding
Source: RefSeq, a predicted model, not a curated record